AUGUCAGAGAACAAGACGACAGUGAAGGUCGGCAUCAUGUCGGCCGAAGACGGCAGCAUCAAGGUCGUCGUCUUCUCCGCGCCGAAUCUGCCUCCGCUCCUCGGAGCCAAGGCGGCGAGCGGCGCCAAGAACGCACCCGUUGAGGACGUCACCGUGGCCGAGUCCGGCGCGGAGGUCCCCCUCGACGAGAGCAUCCUCAAGAAUGACCUGGCCGCGGAAGAGGCGACCGCCGCGGACACGGUCGACUCGGACCGGGCCAAGGGCGACGCCGACUGGAACGUCUCGACCGAGAAGUUUUCAGUGGAGAAGCCCACCCCGGCGGGCAUCGACGAGUGGAAGAUCCCCUCCCCGCUCCGCAAGAUCGAGCGCAAGGGCGAGUCCAACCUGGUCGACCGCUCCAAGAUGACCACCAAGAGCCUCACCCCGAUCGGCCGCGUCGACCCCAACGGCUUCGCGGCCAUGCUCGGAACGGACGUCGACGAGGAAGACCUCGCUGGCGUCGGCUCCGGCAACGCGUUCGUCGACGAGGAAGACCUCGCUGGCGUCGGCUCCGGCAACGCGUCUGUCGACGACGCCCCGCCGUCGUCGACGACGCCCUCGGAGACGGAGCCGGCCUCGACGCGCUCCGGCUUCCGCUUGCGCUUCGGCAAGUUCUGUUCGACCAACCUGUGUUCGACCAACCUGCUGUGCAUCUUCUUCUCCGUGGUCAUCGGUCUGGGCUGCUCGGCCUUUGCUCUGUCCUCGUACGGCUCUGGCGGCGUCUCCGAGCUCCUCGAGUCGGUUCUCGACCUCUCCAACACCACGCCAGAGAACGAGUUUAGCCCAACGGUGCGCGGAACGGCGUUUGCAUCGUCUGCGGCGCUCCCGACCGAGACUGAGACUGCGUGCGGCGCCCUCGUUGCUCCGUUCAACCCUGCGCCCGACCCCCUGCCCGACCCCGUGGUGCCGGGCGCUUCUCACCUCGACCUUGCCAAAAUGUUCUGGUUCUUCGGACCCGCCUUGCUCCUGACCGAUCUCCUUCCAGGAGCGAAGGCGCAGCCGUCAUCUCCACCCGCCACGCCGUGGCCCUUCUUGCUCGCUUUUGUCGCCGGAAAGUGCAUCGACGAUAUCCACAUGGUGCGCUCCGCAGACGCUUGCUUGGAGCUCGGUGGCAGUUUCACCAGCUCGACUGGUGCUGUGACCGACUACGCCACGAUCGUGAACAUGUACAGCAGCGGCUCUGGCGUCGCGAUCUCGAGCAAGCUCGGCCUUGGUGGGGAGAGCCACGACGGCUGGAAUCUGUCCCCACCGCUGAAGGACGUUGCAGGAGGCCCCUUCAUCAAGGUCAAGAGCGGUUUCACUUUUGAGCUCGCACUGCCAGGCACCGAUGUCUGGAGGACCACGGAGUCACAAUAC
Molecule: messenger RNA, 1395 nt
Organism: Emiliania huxleyi CCMP1516
Lineage: Eukaryota; Haptophyta; Isochrysidales; Noelaerhabdaceae
Exons: 7
Source: RefSeq, a predicted model, not a curated record